Messenger RNA from Zonotrichia leucophrys gambelii, 2152 nucleotides. RefSeq lists its product as uncharacterized. Gene Ontology annotation, cellular component: nucleosome. The record is from RefSeq and is a predicted model, not a curated record. The transcript has 4 exons. Gene Ontology annotation, molecular function: protein heterodimerization activity; DNA binding; structural constituent of chromatin. Lineage: Eukaryota; Metazoa; Chordata; Aves; Passeriformes; Passerellidae. The coding region runs from base 1 to 2088 and encodes 695 amino acids.
AUGGCGCGCACGAAGCAGACGGCGCGGAAGUCGACGGGCGGCAAGGCGCCCCGCAAGCAGCUGGCCACCAAGGCUGCCCGCAAGAGCGCGCCGGCCACGGGCGGCGUCAAGAAGCCGCACCGCUACCGGCCCGGCACGGUGGCGCUGCGCGAGAUCCGGCGCUACCAGAAGUCCACGGAGCUGCUGAUCCGCAAGCUGCCCUUCCAGCGCCUGGUGCGCGAGAUCGCGCAGGACUUCAAGACCGACCUGCGCUUCCAGAGCUCGGCCGUCAUGGCGCUGCAGGAGGCCAGCGAGGCCUACCUGGUGGGGCUCUUCGAGGACACCAACCUGUGCGCCAUCCACGCCAAGCGCGUCACCAUCAUGCCUAAGGACAUCCAGCUGGCCCGCCGCAUCCGCGGAGAAAACGCCGAGCUAUUGCAGGAAACGAGUUUAGCCGCCGAAGCCGUAGAGAGUGCGACCCUGGCGCUUGAGGGCGUAGACCACGUCCAUGGCCGUGACCGUCUUCCUCUUGGCGUGCUCCGUGUAGGUGACGGCGUCGCGGAUGACGUUCUCCAGGAAGACCUUGAGCACGCCGCGCGUCUCCUCGUAGAUGAGCCCCGAGAUGCGCUUGACGCCGCCGCGCCGAGCCAGGCGGCGGAUGGCCGGCUUGGUGAUGCCCUGGAUGUUGUCGCGCAGCACCUUGCGGUGGCGCUUGGCGCCGCCCUUGCCGAGCCCCUUACCGCCCUUGCCCCUGCCAGACAUAGUCACGCACUUACAACAGCCGGAACUGUAAACGAGAACUGGCCCCGCGCGGGUCUAUAUGAGCGGCGGUCCGACCUGUUUGAGGACUGCACCGAGGCCGGCCCGGGGCGGGGCGGGCUGUGUGCACCUCCUCCCCCCGCGGGCCGGGCCUUUGCCGCCAUCGCUCCCGGCUCUGGCCCGGCUCCGCCGCCGGAGCCCGAACCCGGCGGGGCCCGGAGCGGAUCCGGCCGGGCUCUCCCCGUGCCCGCCGCGCUCCCCCCGCCUGCCCGGCCCCGCCCGAGGGCUCUCGGUGCCCGCACGGAGCGGGGCCUCGCCGGCCGCGGGGCUGCGGCACAGCCCGGCCAAUGGCGGCAGAGCCGCGUCCCGCCCGCGCUGCGCCGCCGCCAGCGAGCUGUGCCCGACAAAGGGCCCGGCCCGGCAGGGGACGGACAGCACGGCCUGGAUGUUGGGCAGCACGCCGCCCUGCGCGAUCGUCACCUUGCCCAGCAGCUUGUUGAGCUCCUCGUCGUUGCGGAUGGCGAGCUGCAGGUGGCGGGGGAUGAUGCGCGUCUUCUUGUUGUCGCGGGCCGCGUUGCCCGCCAGCUCCAGGAUCUCGGCCGUCAGCGGUUUAAAUCUAGUAUGUCCCGGGCAGAGGCUGCCAGAAACCCACCGCAGAGAGAGAGUAAAAUCUCCAUGUCUGCUGCGGGCUGCAGCUGUGCGAGCGCUCCGGGCCGCCGCCAGUCCCGCUCGGCAGGGCGGAGCUGCGGGACGACAGAGGAGAGAGCCCCCCCACUGCCCGCACCGCGCGGGAUUUUCAAACUCGGCCCUUGUCCAAUGGCAGCCCGGCUCUGCGCGGGGGCCAAUCACGGCGCGCUGCUGUCCAUAAAUAUAGCCCCAGUGGCCGCUGUCGGUUCAGUGUCCUUUCCUUGCGCGGCUCGGGAUCCUCGGCGGGCAGCGAUGGCGCGCACGAAGCAGACGGCGCGGAAGUCGACGGGCGGCAAGGCGCCCCGCAAGCAGCUGGCCACCAAGGCUGCCCGCAAGAGCGCGCCGGCCACGGGCGGCGUCAAGAAGCCGCACCGCUACCGGCCCGGCACGGUGGCGCUGCGCGAGAUCCGGCGCUACCAGAAGUCCACGGAGCUGCUGAUCCGCAAGCUGCCCUUCCAGCGCCUGGUGCGCGAGAUCGCGCAGGACUUCAAGACCGACCUGCGCUUCCAGAGCUCGGCCGUCAUGGCGCUGCAGGAGGCCAGCGAGGCCUACCUGGUGGGGCUCUUCGAGGACACCAACCUGUGCGCCAUCCACGCCAAGCGCGUCACCAUCAUGCCCAAGGACAUCCAGCUGGCCCGCCGCAUCCGCGGAGAGCGCGCCUGAGCUGUCGGCAGACUGAAGAUUCAGACCAUCGAAAACCCAAAGGCUCUUUUAAGAGCCACCACAA